Molecule: messenger RNA, 984 nt
Organism: Colletotrichum chrysophilum
Lineage: Eukaryota; Fungi; Ascomycota; Sordariomycetes; Glomerellales; Glomerellaceae
Exons: 1
Coding region: 1-984 (327 amino acids)
Source: RefSeq, a predicted model, not a curated record
AUGAGACCAAGCUUUCUGUUCCAAUUUGGCGCCUUGGUUCUCUCCGCCAGCCACGUGCAGGCUGACCUCUCAGAUCUAUUCAAUGUCACAACUUUCCCCAACGAACAGAAGGAAAACGUUACAAAAUGGUUAGCCGAAGCCCGUACUCUUGCCGGUCCAGACCUGUCUGCUCACUACGGCCAUCGAUGUAUCCUCGGUCAAGUCUACCCCGUCCUUUCCAACGCAGCUCAGACUCCUGGUUUCAUCCAACCUCGCGAGGUCUUUGAUCGUUUCUACUUCGUUGGGCAGAGCGCCGUCUCGGCAUGGGCCUAUGACACGGGAGAUGGGCUGGUGGUCUUUGACGCUUUGGACAACGCGGAAGAGGCUGAGAAGAUUCUUGUCCCUGGCCUGGAGGCCCUCGGCUUCUCUGGCAGCGACAUCAAGCAUCUCAUCAUUACCCAUGAGCAUUUCGAUCACUAUGGUGGGGCCCGGUACCUCCAAGACACAUACAAUCCGUCCACAUAUGCGUCAGCCCCGGCUUGGGAGACCUUGAGCAAACUGGAUGACGGGCCUGUCGAGGAUAAAAUUAUUGCUGAAGGGGACGAGCUCACCUUCGGCAACGUGUCAAUCAAAUUCUACGUUACACCAGGCCAUACCCCUGGCACCCUUUCCUCCAUAUUCAAGCUAUACGACAAUGGCGUCGAGCACACGGCUGGUCUCUACGGUGGAGGCGGUAUCCCAAGCACUGCCACAGACAAGGAAAAUCAGAUCAAAUCGUUCAAUCGCUUCGCGGACUUGGCUACGGAGGCGGGUGUUGACACGCUUGUAGCAAAUCAUCAGACGCAGGACCGGUCUCUGUACAGUUUUGAUCUCCUUGAUCAUAGACCUGCAGGAGGCGAGCAUCCUUUUGUCAUCGGGACCGACGCGUACGACCGCUAUCUGCGGGUGAUGGCGCAGUGUGUGCGUGUUAAGGCCGCUAGGGAUGGUCAAGAUUUGCACAUCUGA